AUGGACAGUCCCAGUGAAGGUAGAACAAUAGCUGAUCAGAGACAGGAAAAUGGUUCAAUAUUGCAGGCACCUAUUGCCCUCGAAAGCGGUGCGCUGAACCCAAGGGUUACUCUGGUCCGUGUCUCCAUCCAAAAGGAAGGGCCAGACAGUAAUAUCAAGAGCCAACAGUGGUAG
Acaulospora colombiana is the source of this 174-nucleotide messenger RNA. NCBI's taxonomy places the organism in Eukaryota, Fungi, Glomeromycota, Glomeromycetes, Diversisporales, Acaulosporaceae. The record is from the annotation of a GenBank genome assembly.